Trichophyton benhamiae CBS 112371 is the source of this 2397-nucleotide messenger RNA. Its product is annotated as bZIP transcription factor, putative. NCBI's taxonomy places the organism in Eukaryota, Fungi, Ascomycota, Eurotiomycetes, Onygenales, Arthrodermataceae. Gene Ontology annotation, biological process: regulation of DNA-templated transcription. Gene Ontology annotation, molecular function: DNA-binding transcription factor activity. The coding region runs from base 1 to 2397 and encodes 798 amino acids. The record is from RefSeq and is a predicted model, not a curated record. The transcript has 5 exons.
AUGCACGACGUCGAGGGAAGAGGGGAGUGCUUUUUCUCCCACGGAUCGACGGACAGCGCUGGCGGCCGGGGUGGCGUCUUGUCUCUCCAGAAAGCAAGCGAAGAGCUAGAGAGAGAUAGAGAGGGAGAGAGAAAGAGAAAGAGAGAGCGAGUGAGAGAGGACAGCAUAGACAGAGACAGAGAGAGAGAGAGAGACAUCGCGUUCAGCGAGCAGCCAGGCCAGCGAACAGCCAGCGUGUCUGCAGAGGGUGCAGCCGCUGGGCUCUUCGUAUUCAGCUCUGCUCGCCCUCAAAGGGAGGCCGCAGACCCGCCAUCUAUCUGCCUCCUCCCUCACGACAGAUGCAAGUCAUCAUCACUCAACAGCUUGACCCCCUCUCCACACCACCAGCAGCAACGCUUCAACUCCAACCUCCAACGAGACCCUGAUCGGAGAAAGGAUUAUCUCUCUUUUUUUCCCCCUUCAGUUUUCUUUUUCUUCACCUUGCGCCCUAAAGCGAAGGAGCCGGAUACUUUAUAUACCCUGGUUGCUUUGUUCAGCCCUGAUAGUGGGCACGCCCCAGACACAAUCGCAAUGGCCAUGUUUUCUGUUCCAUCUUCAAACCGCAGCUUUGACAUUCUCUCUACAAUGUCGUUCCAAGAUGUACCGCAUGCGCCGUUUCCUACUACUGGACUUUCAGCCGAGGAUAAUCCCUUGCUGAUGGGUGGUUUGAUGAUGUACCCAAAUUACGACGAGCCAGGGAGAAAACUGCUUGUCGGGGACAGUAAAGACAAGGAAAAUGCCACUGGCACUGGUCGGCAGAAGCAGAAAAGUGUGUCAACAAGGGUAAAUAUACACAAGAAAGGUGGGAGGGAGACUGGCGCCGCGUCAAUGUCAAACGAGACCAAGAAACGUGGACGUCCAAGGGUAGACUGUCCCGAUAGAACGGCUGCCGAACGCCGUCGGACUCAAAUAAGGCUUGCUCAACGUGCAUACAGAAUGCGAAAGGAAACCGCAAUCUCAUCUCUAACCCAGCGUGUUACAGAGCUAGAAGCAAACAUGCAAGAGAUGAGGGAAGCAUUCCUAGCUUUCAACGACGAAGCUGUGAGAAGCGGUGCUCUAUCGGCAUAUCCAAGGCUGGCACAACAGUUGGAAAGGACGACAAGACGGGUCAUGUCCUUGACCCCCGAGGUCUCAGAGGGUGGUAAGAGUCCUACAAGUGACUUGGACGAGUUACCAGUGCCGACGACCGCUGCAGAAAACGCCGGCCGUGUUGUUUUGAAUAAUCCCACAGACACUUAUGCCAGUGAUGAAUCGUGCCAGAACGUUCCUGACAAAUUGGGGUAUUUCAACACCGAACCCUUGCCAUUGAAGGACGACAAUAACCUCUUGUAUAUGAAUACUAUCCCUACCGAUACUACCCAGUUUUAUGGCCCCACGACAAAUGAUGCUAUAACCUCUAUCAACAUCCCUCCAGUCAGCAUUCCUGCUUUCGAAGGAACUGGAUUGUCCAAUUGCCCUAUCCCUUCUCCUUGCUCUAGUGGUGGAUACCUUUUCAGUCGCGACCUACCAAUUACGUAUAGCCAUCAAGAGUCCAGCUUUGCUCGUCGCCUCCACCGCCGCUCACUCGAAUAUGGCUACACUCUACUGACAAACCCUGGUACACGACCGGAGCGCUUGACCCACAAAUUCAGGCUCACAUUCUACCUUACUAUGAGAAGCCAUCUACAUAACUCGUUCACCACCUUGCUACAAAGAACUGCAAACGAGCCACUGGAGUUCAUAGAAAAACCACACUUCUGUCUUGGGGGUGCAGGAAUGCAUUAUCCUCGAAGAGAUGGUCUUGGAAAUAAUAUGUUUCCUCCGAAUAUGCAAUCCCUGGACCGUGUCCUUGGAACGCUCCUCUCUCAGGUGGGGGAGAGUGAGAAGUUCAGUACCGUGCAAGAAUUUAUUGAGAAAAUGGGACUCGGGGGCACUUGGUUUGAUUGCCACGAUGUGGAAGGGUAUCUGAAAACAAAAGGCAUCCACCUGGGCAGUCUUUCUACCUUCAUCGAAAUUCCCAUCUCCCUCGUUGCGAAUUCUCGCAAGCUCCUAGCUUCUAAUAAACUCACCCAUCCCCCUCGCUCACAACCAAAUGCCCAAGAUGCAACUUCGUCCAUCGAAGCCUCAUACCCGCCUUUGAAACACCGCGGCGAUUAUCUCAGUCCCAGUAGCAGCUCGUCCAAUAUGCGAUCACUGGGGCUUGAUUCUCAGUUCCUACCUCCAACACCCACUAUCGACCAAACUGUAAAUAUCAGCACUGUAACUCACAGACCACGAACUGUGAUUUUGGAUGUUGAGAAAUUUACCACUCGUGAGUUGAAUAGAUAUUUGCUAUCUUCACCUGAUCUUAUUUUCACUCUAUUCCGUGUGUUCACGUAG